Hipposideros armiger (great roundleaf bat) is the source of this 1116-nucleotide messenger RNA. RefSeq names its product signal-regulatory protein beta-1-like. The transcript has 4 exons. The annotation marks the transcript as partial. NCBI's taxonomy places the organism in Eukaryota, Metazoa, Chordata, Mammalia, Chiroptera, Hipposideridae. The record is from RefSeq and is a predicted model, not a curated record.
CCAGGAGUGGCAGGUGAGAAGGAGUUGCAGGUGAUUCAGCCUGAGAGGUCAGUGUCAGUCGCAGCUGGAGAGACGGCCACUCUGAACUGCACCGUGACCUCACUACUCCCCGUGGGGUCUAUACAGUGGUUCAGGCGGAUGGGGAAAGGCCGGAAGCUAAUCUACAGUUUCAAAGAAGGCCACUUUCCCCGAGUAACAAGUGUUUCAGGCACCACAAGGGGAAAUACCAUGGACUUCUCCAUCCGCAUCAGUAACAUCACCCUAGCAGACUCUGGUAUCUACCACUGUGUGACACUCUGGGAAUGGCUCCCUGAUGUGAACUUUAAAUAUGGACCAGGAAUUCGGCUGAUUGUGAGGGCCAAACCGUCUCCCCCUGUGGUAUCAGGCCCCAGGGGGAGGGCCCUACCUGGGCAGACAGUGAGCUUCACCUGUGAGUCCCAUGGCUUCUCCCCCCGAAACAUCGUCCUGAAAUGGUUCAAAGAUGGGAAUCGGCUCCCAGCCUUCCUGACCACCAUGAACCCAGAGGGAGACAGAGCUUCCUACAGCGUCUCCAGCACAGCCAUGGUGGUGCUGGCCCCGGGGGACGUUCGCUCUCAGGUGGUCUGUGAGGUGGUCCAUGUCACCCUAAAGGGAGUCCCUCCUCUUCGUGGGACGGCCAACUUGUCUGAUACCAUCCGAGUUCCGCCCACUGUGGAGGUUACUCAACACCCUGUGGCAGGGAACUGGGUGAACGUCACCUGCCAGGUGAAGAAGUUCUACCCCCAGCGCCUACAGCUGACCUGGUUGGAGAAUGGGAACUUGUCCGAAACAGAAACGGCCUCGACCCUCACAGAGAACAAGGAUGGAAACUUUAACCGGAUGAGCUGGCUCCUCGUGAAUUUACCAGCCCACAGGGAGGAGGUGGUGCUCACCUGCCAGGUGGAGCACGAUGGGCAGCCGGCGGCCACCAAAAGCCUCACCCUGGAGGCCUCUGUCCACCCGAAGGAGCAGGGGUCAGACAUAAAUACAGGCCCAGCAAUGUCUACUCAAUUCCUCAUCGCUUUCCUCCUAGGAUCAAAGGUGCUGCUGGCAGCUGGUGUCUCCGCCUUCUAUGUCCACAGGAAGCUGAGGGCCUGA